AUGUGUGGAAACCUUCUGGUAAUAAUCUCUAUCAUAUACUUCAAACAGCUCCACACUCCUACAAACUACCUCAUCCUCUCUCUGGCUGUGGCUGACCUGCUUGUUGGUGUUGUAGUUUUGCCUUUUAGCACAAUACUGGCUGUAAGCUCAUGUUUGCAUCUUGAAGGUUUGCUCUGUAAAGUCCGAAGCUGCAUUGACAUGUUUCUGUGCACAUCUUCUGUUUUGAACCUGUGCUUUAUUUCUAUUGAUAGAUAUUAUGCAGUGUGUCAGCCUCUGAGGUACAGAACUAAAAUAACUGUCCGUGUUAUUGUGAUCAUGAUCCUAGUGAGUUGGACUGUUUCUGCUCUAAAUGGAAUUGGUGUCACAGUUCGGGGACUGAAUGAAGAACAAUCUAACAGGUGUGUUUUAUUUCAACAUACAAGUUUAGCAAUUAUGGGAACUUUUUUAACCUUCUACCUCCCAGGUUUCAUAAUGUCCACCAUCUACCUACAGAUUUUGAUGGUGUCACAGAGACAGGUACGCAGCAUCCAGAGCACAACCUGUCAGAACACAAAGUCUGGAGCAACCAUCAGUAAGAUGGAGAGAAAGGCCACCAAAACUCUGGCUAUUGUUAUGGGAGUUUUUCUCAUCUGUUGGACUCCUUUCUUUCUUUGUAUCACCUUUUACCCUUUGAGUAAUUAUACAAUACCAGUUUCUGUGAUUGCAUCAUUUAAAUGGCUUGGAUGGUCAAAUUCAAUGCUCAACCCAUUUGUCUAUGGUUUCUUUUACACCUGGUUUCAAACAUCUGUCCGAAUGAUAAUUUCUGGGAAAAUAUUUCAGGGUGAUUUUACUCAUUUUAAGCUCUUUUGA
Molecule: messenger RNA, 849 nt
Organism: Epinephelus moara (kelp grouper)
Lineage: Eukaryota; Metazoa; Chordata; Actinopteri; Perciformes; Serranidae
Product: trace amine-associated receptor 4-like
Exons: 1
Coding region: 1-849 (282 amino acids)
Biological process (GO): G protein-coupled receptor signaling pathway, coupled to cyclic nucleotide second messenger; chemical synaptic transmission
Cellular component (GO): membrane; dendrite
Molecular function (GO): neurotransmitter receptor activity; G protein-coupled serotonin receptor activity
Source: RefSeq, a predicted model, not a curated record